Molecule: messenger RNA, 2725 nt
Organism: Vidua macroura (Pin-tailed whydah)
Lineage: Eukaryota; Metazoa; Chordata; Aves; Passeriformes; Viduidae
Gene: SMIM3
Product: small integral membrane protein 3
Exons: 2
Coding region: 1734-1913 (59 amino acids)
Source: RefSeq, a predicted model, not a curated record
CCCCUCAGUGCCACCGGGUGCCGCCCGUGGCACGGCAGCGGCGCCUUCCUUGGUCCCGGGGCCCGUCCAGCCUGGCCUCGGACACUGCCGGGGGCGGGACAGCCACAGCUGGUCUGUGCCAGUGCUCACCACCCUCGCAGAGAAGGAUUUCUUCCCAGUGUCCCAUCUGUCCCUGCCCUCUGGCAGUGGGAAGCAGUUCUGUCUUAUCCCGUCACUCCGAGCCCUUGUCCCCAGUCCCUCUCCAGCUAUCCUGGAGCCCCUUUAGGCACUGGAAAGGGCUCUGAGGUUUCCCAGAGCCUUGCCUUCUCCAGGCCAACAUGCCCAGUUUUCCAGCCUGGCUGCAGAGCAGAGGGGCUCAGCCCUCGGAACAUCUCCAUGGCCUCCUCCGGAGUCACCCCAGCUGCUCCGUGUCCUUCUCACGCUGGACACAGCUCCAGGUGGGUCUCAUCAGAGCACAGCAGAGAGGGUGAUCUUUUCACACCCCAAAGGUGUUUUCUCCUCAGUCUCAUGUCCACUUAAGACAGGAUCCUGACGAGAAUGAACGUUCCUGUGCUGUGGGAUCAGCAGGAAAGCACGAGGUCUGUGGAUGCUCUGCGGUGUGCGCGGAGGGCAGAGCUGGCAUCAGCACACACCACCAGUCUGCUGCUGGAUAGCCCCAACAAGCACCAGAGCCAGCCUGGCCUGUGGCAGGAAUUCCCCGUGCUCACCCCGGGAUCCAUCCCCACACAGCGCCUGCAGGCAGUCCCUGCCCUCUGCCCGCUGCUUGCAGCUCCCCAGGAAACCCCUGUCCAUGAGGAUGUGCCGCUGCUCUGCUCGCGAUAAAAACCCUCGUUCUUUAUCCGCCUGCAGCAGCUGGAGGGGAGCGCUGUGCACUGCUCCCGCCAGAGCUGCGUGCCCAGGGGCUGCCUGGAGGCCAGGGGUGCUUGGGGAGCGUGUGGUAGGGUUUUUCACCACCAGAAACCCAACAGGUUUCCCUGGGAAAAGGCAGGAGGGAAGGGUGCAGUGUGUGGCUCCCACCGUGACUGACAGUGAGCUUUUGUGUCCCAGAAGGAAAGUCGUUGCAUCCCAUCUUGCUUUUGCCAUUCAGCAUCACCAGCGGAGUGGAAUAUUCCACUGGGCAGCAGGAACAGCGUUCCCAGCCGGCGGGCUGAGGUCUGUCCCCUCCGUGGCGAUGCUCUCUGCCCGUGUCUGUAAAUCACCCUGCCCGCACCCCUGCCGAGUGCGGGACCUCGCUGCGGGCGGCUACGGAGGCUCGGGGUGCUCUUGCCCUGGGCCUCGGGGGCAAGCGGGUGCCUGUGAGCCCUGCUGAGGCAAGAGGGGGACAGGGUUGUUAAUAAUCCUUUAUUAACGACUAUGAAGUGAAAUGUCCCCACGGUCCCUCCCUGAGACCUUCGGGUUCAGCUCCAGAGGCACUCCCCCAGUGGAACCCCAUUGUGGGUGGGAUGAGAUGGAGUGUGUUCGUAUUUUUUCCUGGUGUAGAAAAAACGUCCUGCCGUGCUUUGCCCUUCCUUCCCCUUCCUCCUAUCCCCUUCCCCUCUUCUCCACCCCUGCCAUCCCCCGCGGGCCGGGCCGGGCCGGGCGGGGCCAGGCGGAGUCUUUUUCUCGCGGCGGGAGUCUUUUUCUCCCGGCGGGAUCUGCCGCUGCCACCGCUUCUCGCAGGAGCUGGAGCAGGAGCCGGGUUUGGAGUGGGCGCCGGAGCCUGGCAGCGCCGCAAGUAAGGGGGUGCGGGCAGGAUGGACCUCCCUCACCUCACGAGUCCCACUGACCUCCCCAAGCACAUCCUGGAUGUCUGGGUCAUCGUGUUGAUCAUCCUGGCCACCAUCCUCAUCAUGACAGUGCUGGUGCUGUGCCCGGCCACGGCCGUCAUCAUCUACCGAGUCCGAGCACACCCCACGCGCAACGGCAUCGUGUGAGCCACAGGCAGCUCGCUGGGCUGGGGCUACAGCCAUGGGGCCCUGUGCCAGGCACCUUGACAGGGCACCCUGAGAGCUGGAGCCUGGGCAGGAGCUGGGCCAGCGAGUGGGCCAGCGCCCAGACCUGCUCCCGUACCUGGCUCUCGCUGGGUACCCACUGCUCAUUUUGCCCCCUGAGCGCUUAGGGACCGUGGGGGAAAUGACAGCGUGGGCAGCAGUGGGGAGAGGUGUGACUUUGAGGACAUGUCCAGCUGGAAAUAUCUCACUCCCAUGAGGGAGGCAGGCUGGUCUCACCUUCACUGGUGACACUGUCUCCUCCCAGGCAAGCAGCAAGGAGUAGAAAUGCCUGAAAAAAAUAUUUCUUCUUCGGAGUCCCAGCUGUCAAGGUGGUUGGGGAAAAAAGAGUCAAAGCAAGAUGGAUGUGGCUUCUGGUUGUGCAUUUAGUGCUUGGCUAAAAGCAUCAGUGACAGAGCUAGUGCUGCUAGCACAGCAGACGUGCAGCUGGCACCAGCUUCUCCUCUACCCAUUAUCUACUGAAAUGGUAGGAAAAUCCUGCAGGGCUCUUGGUUCUUCUGGGUCUUGUGGGGCAGAGGAGUAUGUGCAGUUCCUGCCAGCCCUCCUGUCUGCACUCCCCACUCCUGACAGUGAGAGCUCCCACUGUUUGCCCAGCACACCAGCCCUGCUGGGAGUCUGUGCAUGCCUCACCUGGGCAGGUAAAGCGGGAGGAGCAGGUUUGUGCCCAGCCAGUGGCAAGGGAUCAUGUAAGCUCUUGUAUUGCCCUUUGUUAUGAAAUAAAUGGACUUUAUCCUUCA